Messenger RNA from Cryptomeria japonica (Japanese cedar), 2081 nucleotides. Its product is annotated as UPF0496 protein At4g34320. The record is from RefSeq and is a predicted model, not a curated record. NCBI's taxonomy places the organism in Eukaryota, Viridiplantae, Streptophyta, Pinopsida, Cupressales, Cupressaceae. The coding region runs from base 653 to 1837 and encodes 394 amino acids. The transcript is spliced from 2 exons.
UGGAAAGUUUUAAUCCGGCAAAAUCGUGUCGUUCAGACAGAAAAAUACAAUUUGUCAAGAAAUGUCAAAUUGUUAAGUGUGAUUAACGGAAAAUCUUCUUCGUCACUUAUUCCUCCUCUGCAAGCAACCUCUUUCAUGCAAUCAGGAGUUCCAGGUGGUGACUAGAGGUUUAAUUUUUACUCGGAGUUUGAAGUUGCGUCACUUGUCGAAUAAAUUUGGUGUUGCUUGCAGGAAAGUUUCUCAUUUUACUAUAAAUCUUGGGAGCCCGGCUAAUGAUCCGUGCAAGACACAGGAAUUGCUAAAUCUGGUUAUUUUGGUAAUAGCUCUGGUUGUAUGUAACGUUACGAUUGUUAUUACGACAGUGAUUAUUUUUUGGGGGGUUAACAAAGCGUGUUUCUUUCAAACGAGCCUUCAAUUGACGGAAAUAUUGUUCAAAGCUUGCAAUUUUUUUGGUAUUCAGAGGUUGUGAGGGUUUGUGUUCUUGGAAGGUUGAAAGCUGGUUGUGAAGCGCACAAAAAACGCGUUUUUUCUGUUUCUAGUAAGAAUUUGUACGCAGGGGUUUGGUUGUGGAUUCGAGCCUGCGAUUUUGUGGCUGUGAUAUUGUUUCAGGUUUUUCUCUUGUUUGAUUUGUUUAGCUAGGGUUUGGAAGGAGAUGGGAGCGCAAAUGAGCAAGAAAUCGGGGGAGAAAGCGAUGCCUGAUAUAGAUUUAGAAGCAAAAGCUAAGUAUACGGUUGAAUUGAAAGCCUAUGAAGAGGCCUGCAAAGUUGAUCCGGAUGUAAAGAAUUUUGAUAACGUUGUACAGGCUCGCACAGGGCAAGUUAUGAGAGCUGUGGCUAAUGGUGUGCAGGUUCAGAGCCUUUCUUUGGAUUCUUUAAAGGAGGUUACCUCUUGUUUGCUUGAAAUGGACCAGGAAGUUGUAAAGCUUGUUCUGCAAAACAAGGAGGAUGUAUGGAAAAGUCCGGAAUUGUUCGAGCUGGUUGAGGAGUAUUUCAAUAACAGCUUGAGGACUCUGGAUUUCUGCUCUAUGCUGGAAAAUUGCCUGAGAAAGGCUAGGGACAAUCAGCUCAUAAUUCAGAUUGCUUUACAGCACAUCCCGCCAGGAGGACCUCCUCCAGGAGAGGCACAGUACAAGAAAAUUCUUGAAGAGCUUGGAAAUUUCAAAAAUGCAGGAAGUCCGUUUCCUGAGGAUUUUAUUAGGCUUUUUGAGUCCGUUUACACAGGGCACAUUCAGAUGCUGGAGAAACUCCAUGCGAAAAGGCACAAACUGGACAAAAAGAUGAAGAAUGUGAAGGCGUGGAAAAAGGUUUCCAGUGUUAUUUUUGUAGCUACAUUUGCGGCCGUUUUGAUUUGCUCUGUGGUGGCUGCGGCCAUCGCCGCGCCGCCAAUUGCGUCGGCUCUUGCCGCCGCGGCGGCCAUUCCCAUCGGUUCUGUGGGGAAAUGGGUUGACAACCUUUGGAAAAAAUACGAGGAUACCAUUAGAGGCCAGCGGGAGCUUAUCAGUUCAAUGCAUGUGGGGACAUUUGUGGCCCUUAAGGAUCUGGACAAUAUUAGGGUUCUUGUGGACCAUUUGGAGAUAACUAUAAGCUCAAUUCUCAGAAGCGUGGAGUUAGGGUUGAAGGACGAGGAUGCUGUGCAGGUUGUCAUGGACGAUAUCAGGAAGAAGCAGCAGAGUUUUAUCGAUGAGAUCGACCGCCUUUCUGAUUAUGUGGAUCGUUGCAGUCGAGACAUUCGGCAGGCCAGAACCUUGGUUGUGCUCAAGAUCAUCAGGCCAUCCCGAAAGAGAUCUGAGAUGGGACGAGAUGAAGAGGAGCUAAACUUAGCAGGGGGGAUAUUGUAAUAAAGCGGCGAAUUUCUGUUUUCCAGUCUUGAAAGGUAAAACGAAAAACAGAAACGAAAAUUUACAGAGAAAUCGUUUCUGUGAAAAAAAUAAAAUUAUUGCUUGAAGUUUUUAUUGGUUUUUGGGCUUGGAUUUUCAAAAGGUUGCAAUAAAUUUAUUGACUGAAAACACUCAGUCUUGUACAGCCAUUGUAUUUAUUUUAAAUUUUAUAUAUGACUCUGAAACUCCAUUUAGUUUGUUUCAA